AUGUCUACAUGUGGGAGGAAGACGGCAUAUAAAGGCUUUCGAAGUCGCUUAGAGGCAGGCCAAUCGGUGAAUGUUCAAGGGAGGGUCGGUGAGAUGAUAAAGGAGCUUAUGCAGCAUGAGGUGAUAAUGCAAGAUCUAAAGACAGGAGCUUAUGCACGAUACGAUGAUAAGGCAAUACCCAGAGGUCAAGAUGCCAAACAGCGGUCCAAUCGCAAGUUACAUGACGAGGAAAGCUGUACGUACAUCACGGCAUGGGACUUAGUAGGAAGUACUCGUGUUGAUCAAGAGAAAAUUGUUGAUACUACCUUCACGUAUAAGGCUCACCUGCAGCUUUUGUCUAUCAAAUUAUGGAUUCGUUCGCAUGGAAUUUUUAAGGCGAAGGUGACUGACGGAACCGAUCAGCAACUUAACGUGUUGUCAAGAAGAGCUGAACAAGGAAAAUCCGCAGUGAUCGACGAGACGAGGAGUAGGAUCCACUUUCGUAACUCUAGAAUCUUAAUUGACUUUCGGGGAAGGCACAAGGAUUUGAUGGCAGAUAUCUCGUAG
Molecule: messenger RNA, 546 nt
Organism: Botrytis porri
Lineage: Eukaryota; Fungi; Ascomycota; Leotiomycetes; Helotiales; Sclerotiniaceae
Exons: 2
Coding region: 1-546 (181 amino acids)
Source: RefSeq, a predicted model, not a curated record